UAAUGUCGCCAAGAUGGCCGCGUCCUUCACAGGCAUGUUUUGGUUUCACUGAGGCGUCAGAUAAUGAAUAACAGUUGCAAGUUUACGAGCUACGCGACUGAAAGGGAAAAAUUGAGAGCGGAAACAUGGAGAGGCGAGAGUUCAUGGCGUCUCUGGUGGCAGGAGGCUGUGCGGGGAUGUGUGUGGAUCUGACCCUGUUUCCUCUCGACACAAUAAAGACCAGACUGCAGAGUCAGCAGGGUUUCUACAAGGCUGGUGGCUUUAGGGGCAUCUACGCUGGAGUCCCAUCUGCUGCUGUCGGCUCCUUCCCCAGUGCCGCUGCUUUCUUUGUCACCUACGAAUACACAAAGUCUCUUCGCGGCGCUGGUGGAGUGUUUGCAUUACCACAUGUGGCACCUGUCACUCACAUGCUGGCCGCCUCCCUGGGAGAAGUAGUGGCAUGUCUGAUCCGGGUACCCACAGAGGUGGUCAAACAAAGGGCCCAAGCUUCCUCCUCAUCCUCCACCUACAAUAUACUGCUGGCGACUCUUAGAGAAGAGGGUGUUCGGGGCUUGUACAGAGGAUAUGGCAGUACAGUUCUCAGAGAGAUCCCGUUCUCUCUGGUGCAGUUUCCACUUUGGGAAUAUUUAAAGACUCUGUGGUCAUCGAGGCAAGGUCACACGCUCUACUCUUGGCAGUCAGCAGUGUGCGGAGCUGUUGCAGGUGCGGUAGCUGCAUUUGUUACCACUCCUCUUGACGUGGCAAAGACCAGGAUCAUGCUUGCAAAGUCUGUUUGCUGGCAGCAUACCAAGGAUGACUUUCAUCAGCUUGGGCGGUUUCAUCUUCCUCGGAGCCUACGAGAAGGUCCGCCGCACUCUGCUAUAGCAGCACGACCUGUCACUGUCCCCAGUCCUGACCUGAUGGAGAGAACCAGAACAGCAGGGAAAGCGUCUCUGGAAGCGGAGGUCCCGGCACGCUGCUGUGCCCCGAGGAACGAGGUGCUCAGAGCAGAGCCGCUCACACGGUUGACAGCAUUACCCGGAGCGCCAAGUUCCUGCUUAUUGGCGGACUGAGUUGAUGAGCCGCUCAAACCACCACAGUAGUCUGUUGAAAUGAAGCUACACUGUAUCAUCCAAGAGAGCAGAGUCAUUGUAGGAGCAGUGACUUUAUGUUUAAUGUAUGUGUGAGUGAGUUAUGUUAUUAAAACUGUCUCUUUGUAUCUUUUGAGUGAGGCUUGUGUUUCCUUUGUCUCCCUGUGGAAUUUCCCUUCUUGGAUUAAUGAUCAUUUUAGUGUUUCAUCCAUGUUUUCUCCUCUCUAUUAAACUAAGCCACCUGCUUUAAAGACCCACCAGAGAGAUGCAGUAAUCUCUCACUAUUGUUCCAAUCCUGCUGGAAAAAAACUGACCUCAUCCACCUGAAACAGUGAACUCUUUAUUCAGUUAACAAGGCUUUCAGUUUAUCAGAAGGUGUGUUCUACCAAAACUUGACCUACAGCCAAAUUAAUUUCCGCUCCAGUAUACCAAAUAUUGUACAAGUAAAACAUUUGACAGCAGAGCUUUAGAGGCCAACAUGUCUCCUGUUUCUCUUUUGCCUUUGUAUUUCGGUUGCAGAUUAAUAGAAAAGUCAGCUCGAUCGGCUUCGUGGUUGUUCUGAGGUGCACUUAUCUGAAGCUUUUGUCAAAAACAAUCCGUACGUGUGAUUCUUUUUUUUUUUUAGAUAUUUUCUUUCGAAGUCUAAUCUGGCCUUCUUGUACUUGAGUGUAACCAGUGUUUUGAACCUUGUUGUAAACCCUCUGUAUUUACACUGAUGAAGGUG
Molecule: messenger RNA, 1794 nt
Organism: Archocentrus centrarchus (flier cichlid)
Lineage: Eukaryota; Metazoa; Chordata; Actinopteri; Cichliformes; Cichlidae
Gene: slc25a26
Product: solute carrier family 25 member 26
Exons: 9
Coding region: 126-1052 (308 amino acids)
Biological process (GO): transmembrane transport
Source: RefSeq, a predicted model, not a curated record